GUGGAUGAGGGGAAGAGCGGUUGAUAUGUGGGUGCAGUGGAGAAAGGGAGACUGCUGGAGGUGUUGGAAGUCGGACAUUUUGGCUGUGCAGCGGCUCGGGGAUAGCCUUCUACAUCGGCCGUUGUUUCUUAGCUGGCAGCUUCCUUCUCGCGUUCUGUUUCCCAGGCGAAGCUGCUAAGAUGUCAAGCCAGAAGAAGUGCCCAGACUGUGGCUCCUUGGAAAUUGUAGAAGACUCUCACUAUGCUCAGAAUCAACUAGUGUGUGCAGACUGUGGCUGCAUUCUGACUGAAGGGCUUCUUACAACCACAUUUGCUGAUGAAGAGCAUUUACAAGAAGUGGCAUAUUCACGCAGUACUGGCCAGAAUGAGGAACUGGGCCGCUGUGUGCAGCGUGGGAUCAGGCGUGUCCGGGAUCUUUGCAAAGUGCUCCGGCUUCCUUCUUCAUUUGAAGAUACAGCUGUGUCCUAUUACCAACAGGCAAUGAAAUGCCCCUGCUUUAGUUUGGUUAGCUUGGAAAAGAAAGAGAUAAUAGUGGGUUGUUGUGUCUUUGUGACCUGCCGGCAACACAACUGGCCUCUCACUAUGGGUACGGUCUGCAUGCUACUGUAUGCAAACAAAGAGCUGUUUGCCACAACCUACUUGCGCUUCUUGAAGGAGCUGGCACUGGAUGUACCUGCACUUAGCUUGAUAAAUUUGGUGAAAACACACCUCAACAGCUUCAAGCUUUUCCAGAUGUCAUCCAACAUCCCAAACAAGUUUGUGGAGGACAAAGAGCAGCUCUUGGCAAGGACAGUCCAGAUGGUGGAGCUUGCUAGUGAGACAUGGCUGGUGACUGGCCGGCACCCCAUUCCCAUCAUAACAGCAGCAGCCUUCCUGGCCUGGCAGUCCUUGCGCCCAAUUGAUCGCCUCACUUGUUCCCUUUCCCAGUUCUGUAAACUUGCUGGAGUGGACACACCACGGCCAGCCCACCAGAGGCUGAAGGAGAUGCUUCAAAUCCUCCUUCAGAUGGCUUCUCAGCUGAGCUGGUUGCAAGUGCUCCAGGUGAACAGGAAGAACGUAGCCAAGUACAUUGGCGACUUGCUGCGUCAUCGUCGUGUGCUCCUGCGGGCUGCAUUCCGUGUUGUGGAUACCAUUGAAAGCUGCAGUCCUGAAAGCUCAGCCGCAGCACCACUGCAGCGUAUCGAAGGGGGGGUUACAGCAACAGGAGAGAUGCCGAAGUGUGGCAGUGAGCGGGCACCCUUGCUCCCACCUUGUGUUCUGAACCCCAAAAAGAAGCUCCGAACUGCCGAUCCAGGUCCUGAGAGUUCUGCUAUUACUGGGGAUGAGCCUAUUCUAGACAGUGAGAUAGAGCAGUAUAUCCGAACCCCGGAAGAAACAGAAAGGAUCAGCAGAGCUCAAGCCUGCCUACAACACUGACUUGGAAGCGAUUCAGCACUAUGUGACCCCCAGUGGCACAGGUCUGGUCCCUCAUGUUUGUGGUUCAUAGUUCCCCAGCUGUCCCAUCCAAGGUGGGGAUAGGCAGCCAGUGGCUUUCCAGACAUGCCUGGACUGCAGCCCUGAUCACCCCUAGUCAGCCUAGCCCUCCAGAGGAGGACAGGAGUUGCAAUCUGAGAAAAUUUGAAAGACCAUGGGUUGCCCACCUCUUUUGGCUGAUCCUCUUCUGUCCUAGAUGAUCUUCAGAUAGCACUGCCCUCUGCCACUCAUAGCCAGAAGGGCCUGUUAGAACAAAACAAUAGCCUCCUCUUAGAACGUUAACUGCAGAAACCCUCAAUGUGCAUCAGUGCCAGUAAAGGUGGAUUGAAACCUAAUGUGCCUCUAUCACAUUUCCAGUCCUUGGUGGGGAGUUUGUUACUGGAACAAUUUGCAUUUCAUUCUUGUUUUGCAGAGUAGCAGCCUGCCUAUGUUCAAAGGGCUUCGUUUCCUUUUGUAAUGGACUGUCCAGCUGUAGAAUUUGUUCAUGUUGCCACAGAGGCUCUCAAGCCCCUCAGGCAUGGUCCCUUCCCACACUGCUUUGGUGACAUUGGAAGAGAAUUGUUUAUGUGAUGGGUAUGAUUAACUGUAAUAUGCCCAGACUCACCUUUGCCUGGAGCCCAGCGACACUGCUGUUGGAAGUAACUUCAUCAGUCAGCCUGAAAAUGAUUAUUUUCCUUGGGUUCUUUCCAGUAUGGACGGAGCCAGGCUGCAGUGACUGCUUUGCCAUUUAGGGCAAUAUAUGAAUGGGAUAAAAGUAGCAGGUUAGUGCAAAUAUCUUGGAUGAGAAGCAGCUGCCUAUUCAACCUUAGCCACCAACUUUUGCUUCAUGAUGUCCUUGUUGCACCUGCGUCUCUGUGGGGCAAAGGAACCAGAAAUGUGGUGGGCAAGAAGUAGGCCAAGUGGAACAAGUUACAGCUUUUGGAGGGAGUGUCUUGAGAACCUCAUGUUAUCUCUGAGAGGAUAGGUGUGGAAAACCUCUGUUUGAGCACACUACAGAACCAUGUUUCUGCACACUACAGAACUGUGAGGAACCCAUGGCAUCCAAAGACUGAAUACAUUGGCUUCUGCACAUCAUACUAAGAGAGUAAGACAGAUGAGUCAGUCCAUUAACUCUCUGAUGGUGCUGUUUACAUCCACACACACAAUUUUGUGGAACAAGCUUUCUAAGUCAUAUGGAGAUGAUAGAAUUGAUUUGCUUGAUUACUUGAAUUCGUGCUGGACACAAACUGAUGAACUGCUAUGCUUCAUUACUGCCAGACUUGAGAAAAACCCGACGUUAUGACUGACUGGUUAUGGUGUGUGUGUAGGUUGUCAGAGCACUGGAAGAACAGGAAUGCAAUUGCUAACUUAUUGGAUGUUGCAAAUCUUUAAUAUAUUAAACAAGAAACAUCUGCUAGAAACAGUUCAUUUAUAUAAAAUGCAACCCCACCCAACCCUAUUAAACCCUUUCUUUGGCACAGUUGUCUCUCAAAGAGCUCUCUGUUUUUGAUAUGUUAUUUGCUCAUAAUGUAAACAGAUGAAAGAAAGGUAACAAUACAAAGCUUUUCUGAUAAUAGUGUUUCAGUGUAGCAAGCAUAUAUAACAAGUUUAGCAUUGCCGAUAUCAUGUGGAUUGUAGUAUCAACAUAUAAAUGAUUUAGGCUUUAUUAAAUAUAAUACAUGUAAAACCAAGGAUUUUUCAUAGAAAUGGGAAAGGAGGAGGAAAGAUUGUUACGCUAGAGAGAGGGAGGCACUUGUCAAACUACUGCAGUUGCAAAAACAGGUGAUGGAGUAGGAGGAUCCGCUUUUGGAAGGUGCAGGGAUCGAGAAGGAUUAAGUGCUUUAUAACCCUUUAAUGGCUACAACUCUCCAUGCCUGCUCUCAGAGCUGCUAUGGAUGCUAGUGUAGGCCUAUGGCUCUGUCUGCAUGACUUGCGACAGCAGACCAUGCAGAUCAAUCCUUGAAGUUCUUCGGAGGUAGGUUUUGUACAGGCAAGGAGACUGCUACUGCUGGCAAGUCAACAUAUGGAAGUUUGCCUUCUCGCCUGUGUUCAGAGUAUUCUAUGUUU
This is a messenger RNA of Varanus komodoensis (Komodo dragon), 3518 nucleotides long. RefSeq names its product BRF2 RNA polymerase III transcription initiation factor subunit (gene BRF2). Gene Ontology annotation, biological process: transcription initiation at RNA polymerase II promoter; transcription preinitiation complex assembly. Gene Ontology annotation, molecular function: RNA polymerase II general transcription initiation factor activity; TBP-class protein binding. Gene Ontology annotation, cellular component: nucleus; transcription preinitiation complex. The coding region runs from base 180 to 1415 and encodes 411 amino acids. NCBI's taxonomy places the organism in Eukaryota, Metazoa, Chordata, Lepidosauria, Squamata, Varanidae. The transcript has 5 exons. The record is from RefSeq and is a predicted model, not a curated record.